This is a messenger RNA of Phlebotomus argentipes, 2110 nucleotides long. RefSeq names its product sarcoplasmic calcium-binding protein, alpha chain (gene Scp1). Gene Ontology annotation, molecular function: calcium ion binding. NCBI's taxonomy places the organism in Eukaryota, Metazoa, Arthropoda, Insecta, Diptera, Psychodidae. The record is from RefSeq and is a predicted model, not a curated record. The transcript is spliced from 7 exons. Bases 255 to 830 code for a protein of 191 amino acids.
ACAUUUCGCGCUUGAUGAUUGCCAGUUAGUCGUGAUCUGACGGUCCUCCUCGAAACAGAGUCAGCAAUUCAGUUCGGGGCUCCCUGAGUGUGAAAUGUGAAUGGGUUGUUGUCUCACUAAAUUCUAAUUAUAAUCACAAUUGAGCAAAGUAUCACUCAAUUCUACACCCAAUCUCAAAAGUAUUAAAUUAGGAGCACCUCUCCAUUGUUUAAUUAGGAGCAGCAACCUAGUCAGGAAGAAAGAAAAAAUCAAGAAUGGCGUACUCAUGGGAUAACCGAGUGGAUUUUGUCGUCCGAUACAUGUAUGAUAUCGACAACAAUGGCUUCUUGGACGACAACGACUUCCAGUGCAUGGCAGUGAGAGCCGCCGUGAUCGAGGGAAAGGGAAACGUCACCGACAACCGCCUCGGGGAAUACCGACACAUCAUGAAGAGUCUGUGGGAUGAAAUCUCGGAAUUGGCUGACGAUGACAAGGACGGCAAAAUCAGCACGGAAGAAUUCAAAGGUGCUGUGAAGAAGACAUGCGUAGGCAAGCCCUACGAUGGAUUUCCACAGGCCAUGAAAGCCUUCAUUGAGGUCAAUUUCAAGAUGAUUGACUUGAAUUCUGACGGCAUUAUCAACCUGGAUAAGUAUCGCUACAACUGCAUCACCAGAAUCGCUGUGGACGAUCUCAAGGUUGUUGAUGAAGCUUUCAACCGACUACUCAAUGAUGAUGAUAGGAAACGAGGUGGCCUCACCUUGUCCAGAUACCAGGAGCUGUACAGCCACUACCUCGGCAAUUUGGACGAGAAGAACCCCGGAGUUACCCUGUUCGGCCCACUCGGCAACUAAAUAGGGAAAACACCUCCGGCGCCACGUCUUUCCCUCAUCAGCUUUGCGUUUCACCUUUCUUGAAUGACGAGAAAAAAAAAUCACCAAAAAAAUACGAGACUCCUUGUCAUGUUGAGCUAGAAAAGAUUUGAAAAAAAAAGCGUAAAAAACACCAUCCAUCGAAUCGGGGCGACGUCGUUAGGAUUAAGUUUUAAAUGGUAAUGGAGAAAAAAGAGAUAUGAUUAAAGGAUUACAAUAAAUAUAACAUUAAAUGUUAAUUGUAUAAUGGUAAAUGUGAUUCCCAGAACCGAAACAAGAUAUUAAGAAACCAAAAAAUAUUUCAACAUGUUGACGUUAAAUGUAAAGAGAUGAUGAAAAAAAUGAGAUAAAAAUAUAAUAAUUAUGUUCUAUGUUUGAUGUUUAUGUUGUUGUCGAGUUAUUUUAUUGCAUUAUUAUUAUUACUACUUUUUAGAUGAAUGAAACUAAAGUGAAAAAAAAUUGUAAUUGAAGAAAUACGCAAAACAAUUAACUCUGAAAGAUCAUUUUUUGCAAUAUUACCACACAACCACACUUUGACAUCACAGAGAAAGAAAGGAAUAGAUUAAAGUGUAUUUGAUGAACAACUCUAAAAGAUCAAAAGGAAAUAAAUGUAAAAGCGGUGAAAACCUAUAAAUGAGAUGUAGUGUCGAGAAACGUAUCAAUUUAUUGUAAAUGUUAAGAUGGAGUUUAAUGCUUAUUGUCGUUUUUUCCCCCUCUUCCACGGACAUUUUAGGCUUCUUCUUCGUCUCUCCAGCGGACAGUCUCACAAUCAAAUUCAUGUUCAGUUUCUGGGUGUUCACGUUGUAUAUCCUUCCGCCCCGCGCUUUGUGGAGUAGUUGACACAAAGAAAAUAGAGAAAAUUUCCUUUUAGCCAUUUAAGUAAACAACGAAAAUUCCUCUGCCGAGUGUCCCCAAAUGUGUGACCCUUCCUGCACACGCAACUCCAAAGAUUCCAUUCGUCAAGUGUCAUUGUCGAUUCCUCUAAUUUAAAGUUACACAAGAAAAGAGUAAAAAAAAAAAUAUCGAGUGCAGAGGCAAAAUGAACAAUGCUAAAGGUUACUGUUUAAGGGCAAAAAAAAGAGAAAGAUAGAAAGGAUGUCGACUUGAGAGCAAACAUGAGACAUUGUUCAGAAAAAUCGUGUUUCGUAAUACCAAAAGUCCAAAAGAAUAUCUAGAAAAAAAUGAAACUUAUGAUGAUGUGUCUCUUUAAUAUGGAACAAGGAAAAAGGAAAUAAAUUAAUUGUAUAAAAUGGGUUGAGAAA